CUAAGCUUAUAAUAACACCUUCAUUUCAUCACACACUGAUUCAAUCAAUAUUCAAUGAGGACAAAGCUAAGUUUUUUAUGGUGUGUUUGGAUUUACCUUUGUGGGUCUUGUGUUGGAAGAUUUGUGGUAGAAAAAAACAAUUUAAAAAUAACUUCUCCAAAAUCAUUGAGAGGUAUAUAUGAAUGUGCAAUUGGGAAUUUUGGGGUCCCAAAAUAUGGUGGAACCAUGAUUGGGACAGUUGUGUUUCCAAGGUAUAAUCAGAAUGGAUGUACCAAAUUUAAUGAUGGAGAUACAUCCUUGAGUGCCAAGCCUGGAAGCUUCCCUACCUUUGUUCUUGUUGAUCGCGGAGAUUGUUAUUUCACAUUAAAGGCAUGGAAUGCUCAGAUUGGUGGAGCAGCAGCUAUUCUUGUGGCAGAUGACAGGGUAGAACCAUUGAUCACCAUGGACACUCCUGAAGAAGGGAAUGGUGCUACAAACGAUGAUUAUAUUGAAAAGAUUACAAUUCCUUCGGCUCUUAUCAGCAAAUCACUCGGAGACAAUAUCAAGUCGGCUCUCAAAAGUGGAGCAAUGGUGAACGUAAAUCUUGAUUGGAGAGAGGCACUUCCUCACCCUGAUGAGAGAGUCGAGUAUGAGUUAUGGACAAGUAGCAAUGAUGAGUGUGGUCCAAAGUGUGAGAGUGAAAUUAAUUUUUUGAAGGGUUUUAAAGGUGCAGCUCAAUUACUUGAGCAAAAAGGGUUCACUCGGUUUACCCCUCACUAUAUAACUUGGUAUUGUCCAGAAGCAUUCAUCUUAAGCCAACAGUGUAAAUCUCAGUGCAUUAAUAAUGGGAGAUACUGUGCACCUGAUCCGGAGCAAGAUUUCAGUGUAGGGUAUGAUGGGAAAGAUGUUGUUAUUCAAAAUUUACGCCAAGCAUGCUUCUUUAAAGUUGCAAAUGAAAGUGGGAAGCCUUGGAAAUGGUGGGACUAUGUUACCGACUUUGCAAUCCGCUGUCCAAUGAGAGCGAAAAAAUACACUGAAGAAUGUUCAGAUCAAGUUGCUAAAUCUCUUGGUGUUGAUAUGAAUAAGAUUAAAGACUGUAUAGGGGAUCUCCGUGCAGAUGUUGAAAAUCCUAUUCUUAAGGCAGAACAGGAUGCACAGAUUGGCCAAGGGUCUCGUGGUGAUGUUACUAUACUUCCUACUCUUGUUAUAAACAACAGACAGUAUAGAGGCAAGCUCUCAAAAGCAGCGGUACUGAAGGCACUCUGUGCAAGUUUCCAAGAGACCACUGAGCCAUCAAUUUGUUUAACUCCAGACAUGGAAACAAAUGAGUGUCUGGCAAACAAUGGUGGUUGUUGGAAGGACAAAGCUGCCAACAUUACUGCAUGCAGGGACACUUUCCGAGGAAGAGUAUGUGAAUGCCCUAUUGUACAAAAUGUGAAGUUUGUUGGUGAUGGAUACACUCACUGUGAAGCUAGUGGACCUUUGAGGUGUGCAGUCAACAAUGGCGGUUGUUGGCAGGGAUCCCAAGGUGGAAGAGCUUAUUCUGCUUGUAUCGAUGACCAUACAAAAGGAUGCAAGUGUCCACCUGGAUUUAAGGGUGAUGGAUUCCACUCCUGUGAAGAUGUGGAUGAGUGCAAAGACAAAGUGGCAUGCCAGUGCCCAGAGUGCAGCUGCAAAAACACCUGGGGAAGUUAUGAAUGUAAAUGUAGUAACGGUUUGUUCUACGUCCGAGAAAGUGACAUGUGUAUUGGCAAGUACAGUGCUUCGGUGUCUAGCGGGGGAUUUGUUUGGAUGCUUAUACUGAUAUUAGGUAUUGGUGGAGCUGGGGGAUAUGCAUUCUACAAGUACAGAAUCCAGAGAUAUAUGGAUUAUGAGAUAAGGGCAAUAAUGGCUCAAUACAUGCCAUUGGAUAAUCAACCGGAGAACUCAAAUCAAGUUCAGCAUUCUGUCUAGAAAGUAGAAGAAGAUGCAGGAGAUUAUUAUAGUCAUAUUUCUAAGCUACACUAUCUGUCUGUUAUAUAGCUAGCUGUUUAGUUAUUCAUAUAUUAAUUAAUACAGAGACAAGCUAUUUUAUCAACAAGGCUCAGUUAGUAUCAUCCUUAAAUCAAUUUAGUGUGGCAGAGACUAGUUUGUGAAUUUUGUCGAUGACAUAUCACAAUAAAUAUUUUUGUUUAGGUACCAUAACGAGA
Molecule: messenger RNA, 2168 nt
Organism: Trifolium pratense (red clover)
Lineage: Eukaryota; Viridiplantae; Streptophyta; Magnoliopsida; Fabales; Fabaceae
Product: vacuolar-sorting receptor 1-like
Exons: 12
Coding region: 55-1932 (625 amino acids)
Molecular function (GO): calcium ion binding
Source: RefSeq, a predicted model, not a curated record